Molecule: messenger RNA, 1507 nt
Organism: Erythranthe guttata (spotted monkey flower)
Lineage: Eukaryota; Viridiplantae; Streptophyta; Magnoliopsida; Lamiales; Phrymaceae
Source: RefSeq, a predicted model, not a curated record
ACGUCGCAAUGUUUAACGUUUAAUUAAAAAUGCCUUUUAUUUGCGACGAAGUAGCGAAAACGUCGCAGAUGAUUUCAGUUUAAUUUUAGUUUUCAAUCGGGCCCUAAUUUCACUUUGCCUUCUCCGCCUUUCUUCUCUCUCUCUCUCCCCCUCCGGUCAGUCGUCUGCCGCCCACCGUCGGCCGUCCCCCGUCAGCCCUCCUCCAUCUCUUUCGGCAUCUGAACGCCGCUGCCGAUCUCCGUCCUCCUCUGUCCACCACCGUCUGCCGUCCGUCCCUCAACAGCUUGAAGGUAUACUUGUUAAGUAAAGCAUGCCAAAAGAUAGGAGUUGGGUUUUAUUGGAUGAUCGUCGGUUAGAAAUAUAUCAAAAGGGAUGUGUGGAAUUUAUGGAUUUUGCCUUUGCUAACUGUGACGAUGAUAAUAAAAUAAGAUGCCCAUGUAGAGACUGUAAGUGUCGUAAAUGGGGGGAUCGUGAAUUCGUGCAUAAACAUUUACUUUGGAGGGGCUGGGAUAAACUUUAUGGGCAACGCCGAUGGACUCUGCAUCGAGAGUCCGAAGAAGAAUACAAUGGCGAGGAAACGAACAAUACUAAUCAUGUAGAAAUUCCCGAAGUUGCGGUUCUAAAUGAACCUGGUGGUGUAUGUGUUGAUGUUAGUGAUGACAUGGAUGACUUACUGCAUGGGAAGGUAAAUUUGAAGUCCAAAUCAACUAAAUACAAGGACUCGAGAAAGAAAGUGUCGACAGACCACCAUUGGGGUCGAACAAGUAUCAAUAGUUGGUCCUAUAGUCAUUUUAAAAAGUGUGGCAAAAAUCCUACGGUGUUUGAUACGUAUAAGAAAGCCUACAUAGGCAUUGAUGCGUUGAGGGAAACCAGACCAUCUAUUAGUGAGGAAGGGGAGACAGAAGAACCGUAUAACGGGACAGCAACUCCUGAACAACUUGUCAUUUCGGCUGAUUUGGAGCGAUUUUAUGAUGAGACCAUUCGUGAUGGAAGUGAUGAAAGCACGGCUAACUCGAUUGCGACUGAAAAAGGGGAAAAAAGUAAAGGCCUUGAAAUUGAAAGUGCAAGCACAAGGAUUGGAAAGUCGAGAUUUUCUUCAACACCAUCAGAAGUGGAGAUUCAAAUUAAGUCAAUGCAAGAACAAAUGCAAAUGAAAGACGAAAAAGUGAAUCGAUUGGAAGAGCAAUUGAAGGAAACCCGAGAAACAACGCAAAUUAAAAACGAAAAAGUGGAUCGAUUGCAAGAGCAAUUGCAGGAAACCCGAGAUAUUGUGAACACCUUGCUCGAGCGUUUUAGACAACAAGAAUUACAAUCCUCGACGUCGACUCGUCGUAAUGAUAGUGGAAUAUAAAAACGGAUGAAGUUAGUGUGCCUUUUGAAGUAAAGUUUGUAACAACAUUACUACAUUUAUGCUUUGCUUUUCAGUUUUUAUGUACGUUUUAAAUUGAUGUUUGUGUGCGACCUUGAUAUUUAAUCCGUAAUAGGGGUUUUAAUAUUUUUUAUUUAA